Messenger RNA from Callorhinchus milii (elephant shark), 1753 nucleotides. RefSeq names its product dickkopf WNT signaling pathway inhibitor 3b (gene dkk3b). Gene Ontology annotation, cellular component: extracellular region. Gene Ontology annotation, molecular function: co-receptor binding; receptor antagonist activity. The record is from RefSeq and is a predicted model, not a curated record. The transcript has 7 exons. Bases 47 to 1138 code for a protein of 363 amino acids. NCBI's taxonomy places the organism in Eukaryota, Metazoa, Chordata, Chondrichthyes, Chimaeriformes, Callorhinchidae. Gene Ontology annotation, biological process: negative regulation of canonical Wnt signaling pathway; multicellular organism development.
AGGCUGUGUCUGUGUCCUCUCCUCUCCCCUCCCCCCGGAGCCCAGGAUGGGGGGUUCGCUGCCGCUGGUGCUGCUGUACCUCUCCGCCUGUGUUCGCUGCUCCCCCACUGCCCCCAGAGCCGCGGCCCCGCCGGGAGCCCCCAGUCAGGGGGAGGCCACCCUGGGGGAGAUGUUCCGGGAGGUGGAGGAGCUGAUGGAAGACACACAGCUCAAACUGCAGGACGCAGCCCGAGAGAUGGAAUCUGAACAAGAAAGCUUCUCCAGAGAACUCCAUGCCAUCGAUCUGGACAAGUUGCCACCCAAUUACCACAAUCAGUCUGACACUGAGUCCAAGACAGGAAACGCCACUAUCCGGACCCAUCAGGACAUCCACAAGACCACAGAUGAGAAGACAGGAACCAUCAUCAUAUCCGAGCAGAUUAUCACCUCGGUUAAUGGUGAAGUUAGUGACCAUGAAUGUAUUGUGGACGAGGAUUGUGAAAAGGAACACUUCUGCCUGGUCUCCCUGCUGGAAUCCAAGUGCUUAAAGAGUGGAACUCAGGACGAGAGCUGCACUCGGGAUGCGGAGUGUCGCUCCGAGCACCUGUGUGUGUGGGGACACUGCAGGAGGAAUGCCAGCAAAGGAGAGAACGGUACAAUCUGUGAGCAGCAGCUUGACUGCAGUAACAACAUGUGCUGUGCAUUCCAGACAGAUCUCUUGUUUCCGGUGUGUAGUCCUUUGCCCACAGAGCACCAGUUAUGCCACAAUCCCUUACAAAACCUCCUGGACAUCAUCACCUGGGAAUUUGAGCCAGAAGGUGCUUUAGAUCACUGUCCCUGUGCCAAAGGGCUGAUCUGCCAACCUCAACGCCCAGGUUCACUGUCUGUGUGUAAACAGUCCAGUGUUUUUGAUGACCAUACCACCUCCCCUGGGGAUCGGAGGCUGGAAGACCAGACUUUUCUUGACAUGGUAUCGAAGGAGGGGGCCGAGGGGGAGGACAGCUACAGAGAUAUCAUUGAGGACUUUGAAGAGGCCGUCGCGAGGGGAGUGGAGGAAGACCUUUUCUACAAGAUCUCAGAUGAACCUGAAGAAGACAGAACCGAGUCACUGACAGAGAGGGAGUUAAUGGUGGAGCCGAGAAGAAGAGGAUUGAAGUGAAAUGGUUGCUCUGCACUUAAACACAGGUUUUUAACAACAACAUUGUUAACAUCCACCAUGAAGAUAACCUGUGCUUGAGGUUAAAUAGUUUUUAUGAUUACUAAGGAUGACGAGCAGCAAUUCUUGCUUUCACACAAUUCUGAACUUUGGAAUUAUCGAUUGUCUGAUAAAUUGUUAGUUCUAUUUGCCAUUUCUUGCUCCGCCUUUUUUCCUGGAAACUUGCUGUCCAACAGGUUUGUCCCACCCAACACUGUGGCUGAAGAAUCUACACUGAGCGGAGAGAGUUCCUUCCACUUUAUGUGAUGUGAACACCGGGCAAUGUGCUUGGCUGUGCUGUGAGGGCAGUGGCAUAGAGACGGAUGGAUGGAGGAUGGAUGGGGGGGAUGGGUGUCUUGUUCCGCACAGUUUCCACUUUUAACGCAACAGAGAUUUAACACCAAUCAAAGGGCUUUGUUUUCAAUGUGUAUCGCGAUGAUUGCGAUGUUCCGUGAGCACAGGCUUGAGCACACUGCAGGAUGGUCACAAGGUUAUGACAAAAACUGUAGUUUCCUGAUAAAAAAUGUUGGCCUUGAUUUUUUGCAUUAAUCAAUAAAAAAUUUAAAAGCUUGCAAAUCA